AUGGCACAGCCGCCGCCCGCAGGCCAUGUCACCACAACAGUCCUGAUCAACAACAUCCACUGUGCCUCAUGCCUCUCCUACAUCCAGGAGGUCCUCAGUACAUUGCAGCCAGCGCCGCUAUCGACUACUGCGAACUAUGUAUCACACGAGCUUGUGAUCGUCCAUCUUCCCGAGCACUCUGCAGAUGACAUAUCUCGAGCUUUAUCAGAUGCAGCCUUCGAGGUCCAGCGUGUGCGGACCGAGGACGAAUUCGGCCAUCUUACCUACGAGCAAGAUGUGGUCCAGGUUCACCAAGAAUGGUUGGGACAGGCCGCGCAGACGCUGAGCGGACAAACAUCAACACUCUCAUGGCGGCAGACGACAGCACACCCGGGAUUUCUCGGCGAUGCCAACCAACGACUCAAUGAGAAGCAUAUGGAGUACUGUGUUACUUGUCAAAAGUCAAACGAGAAAGUCGAGAUAUCCGAGGACUUUGUAGUAGCUAUCCCUGAGGUCCAAAAGUUCACAGCCACCCUUAGCAUUGCCGGCAUGACUUGCGCAGCAUGCAUCCUCUCCAUCAACGAGGGAGUGCAGGAACUCGAAUUCUUGGAGGAUGUUAGUGUCAGUCUACUUACGAAUAGCGCAACCGUCGCCUUUACCGGUCCAAGAGAUAACAUCGAUCAGAUUGUUGAGAGAAUCGAGGACAGAGGAUACGGCUGUCACGUCGAGAGCAUUGUUGAGGUUGGUGGACUACAGGAAGGCGGCGACGAGCAAGCGGAGAGGACAGUCAUGAUCAGCAUAGCUGGCAUGUUCUGCGAUCACUGCCCACAACGGGUCCUCGAAGCUUUAUCAUCAUCUUUCCCGGGGCUUCUCACUGUCGACAAACCACCAUCGCACCAGGAUCCCAUCACGGUAGUCAUAUAUCAUCCUCAACACGGCAUCAUUACUAUCAGAGACAUACUGGCCACCAUUCACGGCGUUAGCGACCAAUUGAAGGCCACAAUAUACCAUCCUCCAACGAUCGAAGAGCGGUCCCGAGCUAUGCAGCUCCGCGAACGUCGUCGUCUACUCCUGCGGCUUCUCCUCAGCUCCAUCGUCGCUAUUCCAACCUUCCUCAUCGGCGUAGUCUGGAUGAGCCUAGUUCCCUCUACGAACCGCGUACGAAUAUUCUUCCAAGGAAAGAUGUGGGCCGGUGCUGACAGCCGUGCCGAGUGGGCGCUUUUCUUCCUUGCGACGCCUGUGAUGUUCCUCGCAGCCGAUGUCUUCCACAUCAGAGCGAUCAAGGAAAUCCAAGCAUUGUGGGGGCAGAAUAGCAAGGUCCCAAUUCUCCGAAGAUUCUACCAUUUUGGCAGCAUGAAUUUGCUCAUGUCGGCUGGUACAUCCGUGGCGUACUUCCCUUCGAUCGCUGUGCUUGCUCUGGAUUCGCGAAAGAGUGGAGAGCCCAACGGGAAGCUAUCGACGUACUUCGACGCAGUUGUGUUCUUGACGAUGUUCAUCCUUGCUGGCCGUUAUUUGGAAGCGUAUAGCAAAGCUAAGACUGGCGAUGCUGUCACGAUGCUUGGAAAGCUCAGAUCAACGGAAGCUCUGCUUGUGAGAUCCAACCCAGACUCGGAGGAUAGCCAGUUAUCUCUUCCCACGACCGACGUUGCGAAAAUUAAUGCCGACCUUCUUGAAGUCGGGGAUGUGGUUCGAGUUCUCCGUGGCGCGUCUCCACCGGCCGACGGCAUAGUCGUCUUGGGCGAGUCCACGUUUGACGAGAGCUCUUUGACCGGAGAGUCUCGCCCUAUCACCAAGAAUGCUGGCGAUCAAGUCUUUGCGGGAACAGUCAACACCGGUAGACCGAUCAGCGUCAGAGUCACCGAAAUCUCAGGCGCGUCAAUGCUUGAUCAAAUCAUCAAAGUUGUUCGUGAAGGCCAGACAAAACGAGCGCCGGUGGAGAGAUUUGCUGAUAUCUUGACGGGAUACUUCGUUCCUGUCAUCACCCUCAUUGCUAUAUUGACGUUUGUUAUCUGGUUUGGACUUGGCCAGGGCGGGGUACUGCCGGAGAGUUGGCGAGAUGUUGAUACCGGCGGCUGGGCAUUCUGGGCAUUGCAGUUUGCCAUUACAGUCUUUGUCGCCGCUUGCCCUUGCGGCAUUGCACUAGCGGCUCCAACAGCAUUAUUUGUAGGUUCUGGACUGGCGGCUCAGCACGGAAUAUUGGUUAAGGGGGGCGGAGAGGCGUUUCAAGAGGCUUCUGCUCUAGACGUGGUUGUCUUUGAUAAGACCGGCACGCUGACCGAGGGCGGAAACCCAAGUGUUACAAACCAUGAUAUCAUGGCUUCGAGUGAAGAGGAGACAAAGGUCAUCUGGGCAAUCGCGCAAGCGCUCGAAGAGUCCUCAAGUCACCCCAUAGCUAAAGCGAUUGCCGCGCUCUGUGCCGAACAAAACCGUGCUACCAUCAUCAACUCUACUAUCGAAGAACUACCCGGUCGCGGUCUCAAAGGCACAUUUACCAUCCACACGUCGACUAGCGACACUAGGUACGAAGCUGCCAUCGGCAGUGAAACUUUCAUCUCCUUCCUUGGCACUCCGAUAGACACUCGCUGGUCCAACACGGCGUCCGCAUGGAAAACCGCUGGGAAAAGCGUCGCUCUGCUGGCACUGCGUCCUCUGUCCCUCUCAGACGGGGCGGAGGCAGCUUUCAAACUUGCUGCACAGUUUGCUACCACAGACCCGCUCCGCCCUGAAGCUUCUUCCGUGCUUUCUGCUCUACACAAACAAGGGUUGAGCAUCUGGAUGAUCACAGGUGACAACGCUACAACCGCCACGGCCGUGGGGUAUCAACUUGGCCUCCCAGCUAGCAAUAUCAUUGCCGGCGUUCUUCCCUCGGAGAAGGCUGACAAGAUCCGCUGGCUACAAUCUUCCGCCCCUAAACGCAACGGCGAGACUGGGAGAGCGAUCGUGGCGAUGGUCGGAGAUGGCAUCAACGACUCUCCGGCCCUCACUGCUGCAGAUGCAGGGAUCGCUAUCGGCUCCGGCUCAGAUGUUGCUAUCUCAAGUGCCAAGUUCGUACUAGUGUCGUCAGACUUGCACUCCCUGUUGACUCUCAUCACGCUCUCGCGCACCGUUUUCCGGAGAGUCAAGUUCAACUUUGCGUGGGCAUUGGUGUACAACGUGGUGUUGAUGCCGAUCGCGGCAGGGGUGAUUUACCCAGUGCAUGGACACCCAAGACUGAACCCUGUGUGGGCGAGUUUGGCCAUGGCAAUGAGUUCUCUGAGCGUCAUCUGCUCGAGUUUGGUUAUGAGGACAGGCAUCCCGGUGGUCGGUUUUAGAGCGGUCAGGGAG
This is a messenger RNA of Tuber aestivum (summer truffle), 3303 nucleotides long. The record is from the annotation of a GenBank genome assembly. NCBI's taxonomy places the organism in Eukaryota, Fungi, Ascomycota, Pezizomycetes, Pezizales, Tuberaceae.